Osmerus eperlanus (European smelt) is the source of this 774-nucleotide messenger RNA. RefSeq names its product coiled-coil-helix-coiled-coil-helix domain-containing protein 5. Gene Ontology annotation, cellular component: mitochondrial intermembrane space. Gene Ontology annotation, biological process: cellular respiration. Lineage: Eukaryota; Metazoa; Chordata; Actinopteri; Osmeriformes; Osmeridae. The record is from RefSeq and is a predicted model, not a curated record. Bases 86 to 409 code for a protein of 107 amino acids. The transcript has 4 exons.
AGGUAGGUGUGUACGGUAGUGACUGACACAUGUUUUGCUGUAACCUUGAUGUCGUGAAAUAUUUCCUAUCAUCUGUGUGGUAAACAUGCAGGCUGCAAUGGAUAUCACGACUCGGUUCUGCCAUAAAGAGAUGGAAGAAUAUGGGGCAUGUGUGGCCUCCAACCCAUCAACAUGGCAGCAUCAGUGUGAAGACCUGAAAAUGAAGGUUGCACAGUGCACAUCCUCUCACCCAGUGAUCCAGAAGAUCAGGUCCGAUUGUGCCAAGGAGUUUACAGACUUUGAGCGCUGCCUCAGAGACAACCAGACCACACCGACCUCCUGCUCGCCUCAUGUAGCACGCUUCCUUGGCUGUGUCGAGACAGUUGACCUGGCUGGGGUUGCAGUUGAUACAGUCCCUCAGAUGUCGUAGGAUCCUGGAAACCCUCACUCCAGAGCUGACGUCUCUGCUGCCAUACUGACCAACAGAUACUCUGGGGAUGAACUUAUGUCAAAGGGGACCUUUUGUAUUUGUCUGCUGAUUUGAAAAGGGAACUCAUUCACUGUUCGACGUUUGGAUCGAUUGGACUCCUUUCUGUGGAGAAAAAAAAAAGCUUUUCGAGAUCCUCAUCACCUCAAAGGGUGAAACAGACCUGUUCUUUUAGUUGACUUUGCAACUGAUUUGAAUACUCUGAAUAAUAAUAUUGAGAAGAGUAUGAUGUCAUAUUAUACUAAUACUAGUCACACUCCCCUCUCCUCGAUUUUGAGUCUUAGUAUAAAAUUAAACCCUGGAAUGUG